Molecule: messenger RNA, 1740 nt
Organism: Haliaeetus leucocephalus (bald eagle)
Lineage: Eukaryota; Metazoa; Chordata; Aves; Accipitriformes; Accipitridae
Gene: AHCY
Product: adenosylhomocysteinase
Exons: 10
Coding region: 36-1337 (433 amino acids)
Biological process (GO): L-methionine cycle
Cellular component (GO): cytosol
Molecular function (GO): adenosylhomocysteinase activity
Source: RefSeq, a predicted model, not a curated record
CCUCCUCCUCCGCCGGCUGCCACGGCCCUGCCAGUAUGUCGGACAGGCUGCCGUACAAAGUGGCUGACAUCAGCCUUGCAGACUGGGGUCGCAAGGCCAUUGAGAUUGCUGAGAAUGAGAUGCCAGGGCUGAUGAAGAUGCGGGAGAUGUAUGCUGCAUCAAAGCCACUGAAAGGUGCACGUAUCGCUGGUUGCCUUCAUAUGACAGUGCAGACAGCAGUUCUCAUAGAGACCCUUAUAGAGCUGGGAGCUGAGGUACAAUGGUCAAGCUGCAAUAUUUUCUCCACUCAGGACCACGCUGCAGCUGCUAUUGCAAAAGCUGGUAUCCCUGUGUUUGCCUGGAAAGGGGAGACCGACGAGGAAUAUUUGUGGUGCAUUGAGCAGACCCUGUACUUCAAGGACGGGCAGCCCCUCAACAUGAUUUUGGAUGAUGGUGGAGAUCUUACCAACCUAGUUCAUACCAAAUACCCACAGCUGUUGAAAGGAAUUAGAGGUAUUUCAGAAGAGACAACCACUGGAGUUCACAACCUGUACAAGAUGAAGGCCAAUGGGACCCUGAAAGUGCCAGCUAUCAAUGUUAAUGAUUCUGUCACCAAGAGCAAGUUCGAUAACCUUUAUGGUUGCAGAGAGUCCCUCAUCGAUGGCAUCAAACGUGCUACAGAUGUCAUGAUUGCUGGAAAAGUAGCAGUUGUGGCAGGUUAUGGUGAUGUGGGCAAAGGCUGUGCCCAGGCCCUGCGGAGCUUUGGAGCCAGAGUAAUCAUCACGGAAAUUGAUCCCAUCAAUGCACUGCAGGCAGCCAUGGAAGGUUAUGAAGUUACAACCAUGGAGGAGGCCUGCAAAGAAGGCAAUAUCUUUGUUACCACCACUGGCUGCACUGACAUUGUUCAGGGCAGGCACUUUGAGCAGAUGAAGGAUGAUGCCAUAGUGUGUAAUAUUGGCCACUUUGAUGUGGAAGUUGAUGCAAAGUGGCUGAAUGAAAAUGCAGUAGAGGCGGUGAAUGUUAAACCUCAGGUGGAUCGCUAUACACUGAGGAAUGGCCGUCAUAUUAUACUGCUAGCAGAGGGCCGACUGGUCAACUUGGGCUGUGCCAUGGGUCACCCUAGCUUUGUUAUGAGCAACUCCUUCACCAACCAGGUGCUGGCACAGAUUGAGCUGUGGACCAAUAGUGACAAAUACUCUGUCGGAGUCCAUUUCCUGCCAAAGAAGCUGGAUGAAGCUGUGGCUGCUGCUCAUCUGGAUAAACUGUGUGUGAAGCUGACAAAGCUGAGCGACAAGCAGGCCAAAUACCUAGGCUUAUCAAGAGAUGGGCCAUUCAAGCCAGACCACUACAGAUACUGAGCAGGUGGCACUACCCAAAGACCAAAGUGCAGGGAUACAACCUUCCAAAGCUCUUGUGUGUGCUGGGCUUCUGAGAACAAGCCCUUCGCCAUAUUCUUCUCAGUGCUGCAGAACCCCUCCCCUUACCAAGGGAACUACAGGGCCUUAUUUGUUAGUGAAAGAGGAUCAUUCUGACUCUUGGAAUUAGAAUUGGUUAUGUAGCUAAUGUCAUGGUGAAAAGGAUCAUAUGCACCUUUUAUGGGCUCCUAAUGUUCCCAGUAAGGGGAGCAGGACAGAAGAUUGCCAAAUGAAAAUGCAUAGUCUUGUCAAACAUGUGGCUGACAGCCUUUUUGAACAGACUGACCAAUAAGAUGGAGAACGGUUUCUACAGGGAGAUGCUUUUUGCCAUGCCCUGCUCUAAUCU